Messenger RNA from Pelagomonas calceolata, 866 nucleotides. The record is from the annotation of a GenBank genome assembly. Lineage: Eukaryota; Pelagophyceae; Pelagomonadales; Pelagomonadaceae.
CCCCCCCCUCCAAACGUUGUCUAGGCAGUUUCAUUACAUUACAGGUAGUCAGCGGAAGAUGAACAGCUUGUAAUCCGUCACGGUGUGUACGUCAGCGCGCGGGCAUCCUCGUGCAAAACACUUAGUCUACGUCGUGGUCGCGGGCAGCCGGGCGACGCAAUGCCGAAAACGCGGCAGCAAACGAAUCCCUUCUCGCCGAGAAACGGCCAAAAACCAUGAAAAAAGACUUGCGAUCGCCUUUUUUGGCGCAGUUUCGAGCCGAUCGGGCCACCGCAGUGUCGGAUAUCAUCGUCCGUGUGACCGCCGACGAUCUGAGACAAAAAGCAGGGCGAAUAUCGCGCUGAAUGUCUAGGACUUUUUGUUGUAUGCCUUCCCAGCCACCACGGCGGGCAUAUGCGGGGAUUCGGCAGCUGGCGCUCCAACAGCUGCUGAAGUCAAUUCCCCUUCAAUAUUAUUAUUUUUAGAGGCAGCCUGAGCCAAACUCCCCAGUCAUCAGGCAGCCUCGCAGCCCGCUGUGGUGCACCACAGAGCCACUUUCCGGGCAUUCGAGCAGCUGAGUGAUGCAACCCUGCUUCGAGUAUAAAAAGGCCCAAACGCACGCGACCGCGGCGGCCGCCACUGGCAUCCUCAAUUACUUUUGUGCGGGUGCCAGACAAUAUAUUCGACCUCUUCUCUUUGGUUCGAAGUGGCAGUGCCAGUGGUCACGCUUAGGGCCUCAGGCUCGGGCGCGUCGCCACUACGUGGGUUCCGAGCCUGAGUCCGCCGAGUCGACGGUGACUCGGACUCGGACGACUGGCACUUUUAAGUUGACCCCGUUUCAUUGCUGCGAGCUCGUACGCUCGUGCAUCUUUACGCGAGAUUUCAGU